Corythoichthys intestinalis (scribbled pipefish) is the source of this 7364-nucleotide messenger RNA. RefSeq names its product nidogen-2. Gene Ontology annotation, biological process: cell-matrix adhesion. Gene Ontology annotation, cellular component: basement membrane. Bases 63 to 6785 code for a protein of 2240 amino acids. NCBI's taxonomy places the organism in Eukaryota, Metazoa, Chordata, Actinopteri, Syngnathiformes, Syngnathidae. The record is from RefSeq and is a predicted model, not a curated record. Gene Ontology annotation, molecular function: calcium ion binding. The transcript is spliced from 52 exons.
UUCCUUUCCUCCCUGUGAGUCCAGCUGUCUCCUUGUUAAAGCUUCUUCUUCAGCCUUGUACAAUGGAGAGUGGGCAAAUGUUGCCUAUCUAUCUUAUGGGCCUGUGCUGCAGCAUGUGUAUGGUUGCAGCCAUCCAGAGGGCCCAAAUGUUCCCCUAUGGUACAUUAAGUGGAGAUUCAAUUUUGGAAGAAGGAGACGAUGAAACCUCCAAAGUCGUAUCUCUGCCCAAACCCUUCUACUUCUACGACACCCCCUUCUCCAAGCUUUAUGUGGCCACCAAUGGGAUCAUUUCAGCUCAGGACUUACCCAUGGAAAAUCAGUACGUUGACGAUGGCUUCCCCACAGACUUCCCGGUGGUGGCGCCGUUUCUGGCUGAUAUGGACACGAGUGGAGGACGAGGACAGAUUUAUUACAGGCUGACUGAAUCGCCCAGCGUUCUCAACAGAGUGGCCCAGGAAGUUCACCAAGGGUUUCCGGAUGCCAAAUUCACACCUACCCACGCUGUGGUGGCAACAUGGGAGAAUGUGGCCGCACAUGAGGAGCCCACUCGAACCAGCGGGGGGGCCUCAAGCAAGGUCAACACCUUCCAGGCGGUAAUUGGUUACGAUGAAACCGACUCGUACGUUCUCUUCCUCUAUCCCGAACAUGGCCUGAACUUCUUUGGGACGAGACCCAAGGAGUCAUAUAACGUGGAGAUAGAACUUGCCGCUCGGGUGGGAUUCAGCAGAGGAGAAAUAACCUAUCUCAUUUUUUCCCGAACGGAGGGACCUUACUACAGUGUGACCGGCAACGAGCAGAGUAUCAAACAUCUCGACAAAGUUGGUAACACUGGAAAUCCAGGCGUUUGGCUAUUUCACACUGGGAACCGCUAUUCAUUUGACAACAUUGUCCCUGCAUCCAUUGGUGGUCUCCUUGCAGCAACUUCCUCAAGAGAUUACGACCAAUCUCUGGGUGCCACAACCCCCGAGUAUGACUUUGAAGAGUACUCAUACAAAGGCAACCUUGACCUUGCCCAUCAAGAACAAGAAAGUGUUUUCCCUGUGGCUGUUGAAGAUCGAGAAUUCCAGCCAGUGCUCGCUAAUGAAUCCCUACAGCCAGGAAGCUCCAAUCUUCCUAUAGCAGCAUCCCAAGUCUCUCACGAUGGUGAAGAUUUACCUUUGACCUCUGAACCAAAGCUCAGAUCAGAGGUAGUGGAGAGGCAGUAUGCACCGCCAUCUCCUCAAGAGGCCAACCCAGAUGGGGGUGCUCAGUGGUCAGGGGAGCAGCAACCACAGGUUCCUGUGGAGGUGGGAGAUUUGUAUCCCCCUCACAGAAAUGAGCCGCCACUGUCCCCUGGAGGUCAUGUGGUCAGUGUGGAGGAAGAUGUUGACUUUGACACAGGAGUGAUUCAUUACACCACUGAAAAUAAGGAAACAUGUGCAAGAUUCCAGCAGCAGUGCUCUCAGAAUGCAUUUUGCUCUGACUAUGCAACGGGUUUCUGCUGUCAUUGUCGACCCGGCUUUUAUGGGAAUGGCCACCACUGCCUGCCGGAUGCCGCCCCCCAGCGCGUCAGUGGCAAACUCAGCGGAACUGUGACCGUGGGUUUGACUCCUGUGGAGCUCAACAACAUCGAUCUGCAUGCUUACAUUGUGGUGGGAGAUGGGAGGGCUUACACAGCCGUCAGUGAGAUCCCCGAGCCGGUGGGCUGGGCCCUGAUGCCAGCUGCGCCGAUCGGAGAGCUGUUCGGGUGGCUGUUUGCGCUGGAGCUGCCUAACAGCCAAGCAGGAUUCAAAACAACAGGGGCUGAGUUCACUCGUCGUGCCGAGCUUGUUUUUUACCCGGGCAACCAGCGGCUAUCAAUCACUCAGACAGGACGAGGCCUCGACGAUCACAAUCACUUCACUGUAGACACUGUGCUCAGUGGCGGUGUACCUUUUCUACCUCCUGCUUCUGAAGUUACCAUGGAUCCCUUUAAGGAAACAUACCAUUACUACCCAUCAGUUGCCACAUCCAGCUCCGUGAGAGAGUAUACCGUGGUCUCACCGGACCAAGGAUCCGAAUCCUUCUCAUUCCAGCUAAAACAGAACAUCACCUUCCGUGACUGUCGACAUGGCAACAGGGCUCUGCCUGUGGAGACCCUGCAGAUUACCAUGGAGAGGGUGUUUGUGAUGUAUGUGAAGGAGGAGCGGAUCCUGAGAUAUGCCAUCACCAACAAGAUCAGCCCAGUAGGAGCGGGUUUGACAGGACCAGAGCUGGUUAACCCUUGCUAUGAUGGAACCCAUGACUGCGACACAACUGCUCAGUGCAUUCCACUGGAGGACAAAGCUUUCCAGUGCCGAUGUGGAACUGGUUACAGAGGGGAUGGACAAAACUGUUACGAUGUCGAUGAGUGUGCGGAGAGCUUGCUGACAUGUGGUGCUCAUUCGCAAUGCAUCAACUUACCUGGUAGCCAUCGCUGCCAGUGCCAGAGCGGCUAUGAAUUUGGUUUUGAUGGCCGUACCUGUGUUGACAUGGAUGAGUGCAGCUCCUCUCCAUGCCACAUCAAUGCAAGAUGCACCAACAGUUUAGGCUCAUUCCAUUGUCAGUGCCAGAAUGGCUUUGAUGGAGAUGGUUUCCUCUGCUCCCAACAAGGACAGACGGAUGGUACUAAGAGCCUGUGUGAGCAGCACAGGGACAGUCUACAGAAUGGGCCUGGCCAAGAUAGUCGACUUCCUGUUGGGUUCUUUAUCCCUCAGUGUGACUCUGAUGGACGAUACAGACCACUGCAGUGCCAUGGUUCUACUGGACAUUGUUGGUGUGUGGAUCAUCGGGGGCAAGAGAUAGAUGGAAGCAGGACUCCUCCUGGUAUGACACCAACAGACUGUGAUAGACAUGCAGGGCAACCAGUAGAACCUAAAUCUCAAUGUGAGCACCACAGAGACAGUGUACAGACCUCCAGUCCAGAGGGUUAUCCUUUGGUUGGAGUCUUUGUACCUCAAUGUGAUACAAAUGGAAAGUAUACACCUCAACAAUGUCAUGGCUCUACUGGACAUUGUUGGUGUGUGGACAGCCAGGGACAGGAAAGACCUGGAACCAGAACUCCGCCUGGUACAACACCCAUUGACUGUGAGAGACCAGAUGAACGUCCUAAAACCCACUGUGAAUACCUUAGAGAAAGCGGACAGACUACAAAUUCAGAUGGCUAUCCACUCGUGGGAGCGUUUGUACCUCAGUGUGAUGCUAAUGGACAAUACACACCUCUGCAGUGUCAUGACUCGACUGGGCAUUGUUGGUGUGUAGACAGCCAGGGACAAGAAAGACCCAGAACCAGAACAAGGCCUGGUGAACAACCCACAGACUGUAGCAAACCAGAUGAACCAGAUCAUGCAAAAACCCACUGUGAACAUCACAGAGACAGCUCACAGGCCACUAGUCCAGAGGGUUAUCCAAUAGUUGGUGCCUUUGUACCUCAGUGUGACUCAAAUGGACAUUACACACCGUUACAGUGUCAUGGCUCUACUGGACAUUGUUGGUGUGUUGACAGCCACGGACAGGAAAGACCUGGAACAAGAACUCCACCUGGUACUACACCGACUAACUGUGCCCACCAAGAAGAGCCUGGACGCCUUAAAAGUCAUUGUGAGCAGCACAGAGACAGUGUGCAGACCACCAGUCCAGAGGGUUAUCCACUUGUGGGAGCCUUUGUACCUCAAUGUGAUGCUAACGGACAGUACACUCCUCAGCAGUGUCAUGGUUCUAGUGGACAUUGUUGGUGCGUGAACAACAAAGGGGAAGAACGAUCUGGUACUAGAACUCCUCCUGGUACAACACCCGUUGACUGUGAAAAACCAGAACGUCCUAAAAGUCACUGUGAGUUGCACAGAGAUAGUAUACAGACGACAAGUUCAGAGGGUUAUCCACUGGUAGGAGCCUUUGUACCCCAGUGUGAUGCUAAUGGAGAGUACACUCCUCAACAGUGUCAGGUUUCCACUGGGCAUUGCUGGUGUGUGGACAGACAAGGACAAGAAAGACCUGGUACAAGAAGUCCUCCAGGUGCAACACCCAUCGACUGUAAAAACACAGAACUUCCCAGAAGCCACUGUGAGAGGCAAAGAGACAGUGUGCAGACCACCAGUCCAGAGGGUUAUCCCAUAUUGGGAGCCUUUGUACCGCAGUGUGAUGCUAAUGGACACUAUACUCCUCAACAGUGUCACAGUUCGAGUGGGCAUUGUUGGUGUGUGGAUAACCAAGGGCAAGAGAGACCUGGUACGAGAACUCCUCCUGGUGUAGCACCCAUUGAAUGCAACAAACCAGAACGUCCCAAAAGCCACUGUGAACAGCACAAAGACAGUAUAGAGACCACCAGUCCAGAGGGUUAUCCCCUGUUGGGAGCCUUUGUACCUCAGUGUGAUGCUGAUGGGGAAUAUUCACCUCAACAGUGCCACGGAUCUACUGGACAGUGCUGGUGUGUGGACAGCCAAGGACAGGAAAGACCUGGAACCAGAACACCUCCUGGUACAACACCCAUUGACUGUGAGAGAAAAGAUGAACGUCCGAAAACCCAUUGUGAACACCACAGAGACCGUGUACAGACAACCAGUCCUGAAGGAUAUCCAUUAGUCGGAUCCUUUGUACCUCAGUGUGAUACUAAUGGACAGUACACACCUCAACAAUGUCAUGGCUCUACUGGACAUUGUUGGUGUGUUGACAGUCAAGGACAUGAAAGACCCGGAACCAGAACUCCACCUGGUGAAACACCCACUGACUGUGAGCAACCAGGUGAACAUCCCAAAACCCAUUGUGAGCACCACAGAGACCGUGCGCAGACCACCAGUCCCGAAGGAUAUGCUUUAAUUGGAGCCUUCAUACCUCAAUGCGAUAAUAAUGGACAGUACACACCUCAGCAAUGUCAUGGCUCCACUGGACAUUGUUGGUGUGUGGACAGCCAAGGACAGGAAAGACCUGGAACCAGAACGCUGCCUGGCACAACACCCAUUGACUGUGAGAGACCGGAUGAGAGUCCUAAAACCCACUGCGAAUACUACAGAGACCGUGUACAGACCACCAGUCCUGAAGGACAUCCUUUAGUCGGAGCUUUCGUAACUCAGUGUGAUACUAAUGGACAAUACAUACCGCAACAGUGUCACGGCUCUACUGGACAUUGUUGGUGUGUGGACAGCCAAGGACAGGAGAGACCUGGAACCAGAACUUCCCCUGGCACAACACCCAUUGACUGUCAGAGACAUGAUGAACGUCCUAAAACCCACUGUGAACACCACAGGGAUCGUGUAGAGACUACCAGUCCUGAAGGAUAUCCAUUAGUCGGAGCCUUUGUACCUCAGUGUGAUACUAAUGGACAAUAUACACCCCAACAGUGUCACGGUUCUUCUGGACAUUGUUGGUGUGUGGACAGUCAAGGCCAGGAAAGACCUGGAACCAGAACUCCCCCGGGCACAACACCCAUUGACUGUGAGAAACCGGACGAACGUCCUAAAACCCACUGUGAACACCACAGAGACCGUGCACAGACGACCAGUUCAGAAGGUUAUUCACUAGUAGGUGUCUUUGUACCUCAGUGUGAUGCGAAUGGACAGUACAUUCCUCAACAGUGCCACAGCUCCAUUGGACAGUGUUGGUGUGUGGACCGCAAUGGCCAAGAGAGAGCAGGAACAAGAUCUCAAGAUGCAUUUUCACCUAUAGACUGUGACAAGCCAGUCUACGUGGCUCCAACCGAACGUCCCGAGAGUGUGUGUGAGCGCUGGAGGAGCAGUUUAAUGGAGCACUAUGGUGGGAAGCCAGAACCACAACAGUACCUGCCUCAGUGUGAGCCAGAUGGGCAGUUCAGUCCAGUUCAGUGCUAUGGGGAGACCACCUAUUGUUGGUGUGUGGACCAGGAUGGGCGAGAGGUUCCUGGUACCAGGUCAAAUGAUGUCGUCAAGCCUGCAUGCCUUCCAUCAGUGGCUCCACCAAUCACUCUCCCAUUACCCCGUCCAGAUGUGACUCCUCCCCCUAAUGCUGAUGUCACAUUGCUCUAUGCUCAGGGACAGAAGAUAGGAGCACUUCCUCUCAACGGGAGCAGACUAGAUACAAGCCGGUCCAGAACGUUACUGACUCUACAUGGCUCCAUAGUUGUUGGUCUGUCCUAUGACUGCAAACAGAACCAAGUAUAUUGGACAGAUUUGUCUGCGCGGACCAUUAAUAGAGCAUUACUGGUGCCAGGAGCUGAGCCAGAGAUACUCAUAAACUCAAAUCUGGUCAGUCCAGAGGGGUUGGCUGUGGAUGUUAAUCGAAGAUUGAUGUUCUGGGUGGAUUCCAACCCUGACCUAAUCGAAAGGUCCAACUUGGAUGGCAGUGAUAGAAAGACACUUUUCGACUCAGACUUGGUCAACCCACGGGCCAUAAUUGUGGUCUCUUCAACCGGUUCUCUGUACUGGACCGACUGGAAUCGAGAGGCUCCCAAAAUUGAGACCGCGUCAGUGGAUGGACGGAACCGCCGGGUGGUGGUUUCUGAUGGAAUUGGUUUACCUAAUGCGCUGACGUUUGACUAUUCUUCUGGGCAAAUCUGCUGGGCCGAUGCAGGUACUAAGCGGUUAGAAUGUAUAUUGCCAGACGGCUCAGGGCGAAGAGUAAUCAACCCCGGACUGAACUAUCCCUUUAGCAUGGUUUACCACAGAAACCACUUCUAUUACACUGACUGGAGGAGGGACGGUGUGAUCACAGUCAAUAAACACAGUGGAAAGCUCACUGAUGAAUAUUUGCCAGAGCAGAGGUCUCACCUGUAUGGAAUCGCCAUAGCAACAUCCCACUGCCUAUCAGGGAACCAUUAACAGCAGAAUUGCAGCAACACGGUCCUUUGGUGCUAAAGUUUUUGGGCCAUUUUUUGAGCCGAGUGUGUGUCAAGUCCUCCCACCUUCCCGAGGAUCAGACCCUCCACCCCCCUCCUAAAGAUAUAACCGCACAUUAAAUGUUUUGUACAUUUGUUUUGUACCUCAUAUUUUUCCCCCAAAUGAAUUUUUAUAUGCAAGUUUGUUUUUGUAGCCACCAAAGCCUAAGAGUAAUAUCACAUUUUAAAAAUUUGUGUUUAAGAAACAGAGCUGUAAACCCUUUGCACACAACCUGUAGAAGAAAUAAAAGAGCCAAGUUUCUAUUCAGCAGUAGAUGAGCUCAAUUUAGCGUAGUAUGAGGACAGGAAGCAGGAGGAAACAGCCAUCCAAACUGAGGAAUGUAAUCAAAUUACAAUCACUACGGCUUCUCUCAUUUCCCACUGUCUCUCACAAUGCAGCAGCUCCAUCCAUGCCACCAAUACCCUGCACCACCAAAGUCUCCUAAUCCCCACUUUCUGAUUUCUCUCUUUAUAAGAUAGGUUUAUAAGAUGUGAUAUUUAUAACAAUAAAAUGUGUUUUGGU